GGGCUUGUUAAGGAACACGCAGAAAAAAAGAGGGCGUGGCCCAAAGCGAGCACGUCGCAACAGUAAAGCGCGAGCCGCUGUCAUUACCGAAGCUCCACGUCCGCGCUGACACACGGUGUCAACAAGGGACCACCGACAUCACCGAGGAAUAAUCACGCGUCAUGAACGGAUUUACUUUGUGACUCGAGCGAAGCGCGAGAUCAGACCAGGAAUAACGUGCAUGUGGCGCAGGAAGAACGCCGGGUACUGAGCAUCAAAACACCGUGUGUCCUAUCAACACGCCGCAAUAUACACACAAUAUCUACACGUCCCCAAACAACAACACUUCUACUCUACAGCCACUGUUUUGUCAUGGCCCGGCCACAGCCGGACAGCAGAGUGGACAGUCGGAGCUCUGCACAGCCGCAGACCUGCAGGAUGGAGGUGUUGCGUCGGGAUCCCUGGAACGCCGGAGGCACACAGCAGUCCAGAAGAUGCAGAACUGUGGCUACUCAGACCAGCACUGUACCAGCGCCCAUUAUCUUCACACAGGACGCUGUGAGCGUGGCCAGUUCCCCCCAACAGGAAGGUCCACUCAGAGACAGCUCAGGGACAGAGCAGGAGAGGUCUUGUCCCAGCAGGAUGCAGCAGCCCUUGCCCGAUCAUCUUCCAGAGAGCAGUAGUUCCUCAGCUCAAUCAAGCCGCCGAGGCUCUGUGGCUGAAGAGGAGUCUGUGGGGGAGGAACAAGUGGUGGGCAGAGUGGCAGUCCAGCUGAGAACCAUAGGAGAUGAGAUGAAUGCUGUUUACCUUCAGAGAAGGAACGAGGGUGCGCAGCGGCAGAACUGGAAUGGCCUGUACCACGGCCUGGUUGCCUUCAUGGCCAACACCAUCAGCACCCUCUACCAGCUCAGAUAAACGGACGGGUAUUUGGCACUGGGGGAGUGCCGGCGCUCCCCAACACAGCUUCUAAUCUACUGCACUGGCUCGGGGACAUUUCUGCAGGCCCAGAAUUCACUGUGGAUUUUUUUUUUGUUGAUCUCGUUUUUUGUGUUGUUUUCUGAAUUGUAUGUGUUGUAAAUUGUUAUUUUUUCCUGUCUCUUUUGGGAGUAGUUUCAUGUAGCAAGUGACUGAAGUGUGUGGGGGCAUGUUAAGGGGAGAUCUGUGCCUCUAUAGAUCUGUGAAGCUGUGAAGCACAAUCGGGAGGAUGCUUGUUUAAUUUUUGGAAAAACAUUUUUUUUCUUUUUUGACCAACCUGAAGGCCUGGUACUCUGUCAACAAAUGUGUCAAAAAGUGAGUUUAGGUAGUAUAGAUCAUUUCUAAUUAUGAACUAAAUUGCAUUCACUUUGUUUUACUCUCAACCCUGUGUCUACACUAGCCAGAAAUUGUCAUUUACAAAAUAGAUUCGAUGUGAAACGUUAUAAAUUAUAAGCAAAUUAUCAAUUACCCAGUAAAAUAUAAACUCCCAAAAUUCAUUGAAAGAAUUUUGUGCCAUGUGCAAUUAAUUGUCUCCAAACCUCUACUUUCUUCCCCAUUCAACCAUAUUUGGAACACAAAAUAGUAAGAACAAAUAUUAAAUAAAAAUAACGUGACAUUAGGUGCAAAUUUACGCAUUAGCUCCUACUAUCAUUUAUCAGAACCUACCUGGCCUAUCCAGACCUGUAUGGACAUGUUUUACAAACUGUAAGCAACAUCAGCAUCUUUUACCUAGCUAGUGUGAAUGCAGGGUCAACACACUUCUAUGUAUGACAAGCAUUCAAAAACAAAUGCCAAAAUCCAGGUCUCCAGAAAGCACUAAUUGAAAGGAUGGGUUGUAUCUCAGGCACUGAAAUGCUGUACCUGCUCUUAGCUGCCUUACAGUGCAAUACUGCGUCACAGCACAGGGAAUAUGGCACCAAUAAAUGAGACUAUCAAAAUAAGAGAUUUUCAGGUGACAGACAGGCCUUUCAGUACCACACGCUUCCUCUUCAGCGAUCACAGUGUGGUGAAUGUGCCUUACAUCACCCUUUAAAAACCUACAUGUGCUUGAUUUAGCAGGGGCAGUCAGUGAACGGUGUUUGGGGUGGGGUGGGGUGGGGUGGGGUGGGGUGGGUGGUUGGUUGGGUAAAGGGUCAGUGCCUUUGUGCUCCCACCUGCAUGUAUACUUUGGAACACAACAUUCAACACUCAUUUCAAAGAUUGAUCACCUCCAAUGGAGGCCCUAGAAUUGAUGCCAGAAGCCUUGUGGCCCCUCCAGACCACAGGCUGUCCAAAUGGCUGGGUAGCAGUGUUAAUAUUUGUAAUGAACUUGUAUGUAAAUAUUUUUGGGAGAAAAUGGCAACAAGCAAGAGUUAAAAGGAACUGGCUGUUCUUAUCCCGGUUUAUCCUGUAUAUUUUGGUGAAACUUUAAAGUACUUAACAGUUCCUUGUUUUUGUCUGAAAGCUGUAUGUCAGAUUUAUGUUUUCCUGAACAUUUUCUGGACCAAUGCAGGGAGGUUAAUAAAUUUAAAUCCAAGAACUAUUUAAAUGUUCACAGAAGUAACUAGAUUUGGAAAUAUGAUAGCCUCGAGAUAUUAAAACAGGUUCAGUUCGUGAACAUUCCCCUUACAAAUACUAUAGAUCUUUAUCCUGUCAAAGGUUAAGGUAUUUAUUUCUCUUUUCAUUUCUAUGCCUGGUCCUUAGUGAGGAGUCAGGAUGUAACUAAUUUUUUUUAAAAAUUCUAAUCUAAAGUUAUUUUUAGUAAUUGUUUAGGAAGAUUUUUAUGCCCUGUAAGCAAGGCUUGUAAAGAUCAACUAGAUUGAAUGAGCGUGGACAUACAGAUUAGUUCUCUGUGAAUCAUACUGUGUGUAUUUGUAUUUAUCAACAAUUUUUUUUUUUUUGUAACAACACCCCACAACAAAACUACAAAGAAUUAAGAAGCAAAGCAUGCUAAAUGUAUUUGCUCUGUAAUUUAAUUAAUGGUCAUGAUUUUUGCUGCAAUAACAUUAUGGAAGAAACUGAGCCAGACUUUUUUUUUACUUGAAGACACAAGUUUCAAUAUGUAGGUUCGUUGUCUUUGAAUAAUGAACCUCUGGGGCCUUCCACUAGAUUGCUUGCAUGUUGCCAUUGCUCUAAUAAAGAGUUCAUAGGCGUGUAUCUAACCAACCACAUAUGCGAUGUCUGUGGGUGUACCAUGUGAAAACCUUGCUAGCACUCUCUUUUUUGGUCCUCUUUAUUCACGUGGGUACUGUACUGUAUUCCUGAGCAUACCGAGUACCAGUAAUCUCGUGACUGCCUGUCUUAUGAUUUCCUGUGUAAAGCAGUGGUGUAAACCACUUCCUGUGGACAGUGUGUGGCUUCUUGUGGAUAGGUGUAUUCUCUGAUGCACACUCUCCCUGAGGGAAAGGCCUUAAGUGUGAACUGUGAACAUCACACUGUGCUCAAGCUCAUGUCAAUCUCAUUUUCUAGCCUUGUAUAUUUGCUGUUUGGAAUUUUUUCUAUCAAUUUUCUAUAUGACUUUUGGUAUGUUUUUCCCCCUUUGACUUUUUAAAAUAAAGAGAAAUAUGAUAAUA
Messenger RNA from Tachysurus vachellii, 3506 nucleotides. It is a transcript of the gene bbc3, whose product is annotated as BCL2 binding component 3. The transcript is spliced from 4 exons. Gene Ontology annotation, cellular component: mitochondrion. Gene Ontology annotation, biological process: intrinsic apoptotic signaling pathway; positive regulation of release of cytochrome c from mitochondria; positive regulation of apoptotic process. The record is from RefSeq and is a predicted model, not a curated record. Lineage: Eukaryota; Metazoa; Chordata; Actinopteri; Siluriformes; Bagridae. Bases 352 to 894 code for a protein of 180 amino acids.